GGGCAGCAGGAGGGGGCAGCUGGUCGUCCCAGCCCGGCAAGUUCGCAGUUGGUGCGGGAGGGUCGCCUCCGGAGAAUGGUCAGGGACGGAGGGUACGAAUCAGGGAUGCCCCGAGUCCCAUCCCUGCCGUGUGAGAUCGCCCAUCAUCACAAUCAUCACUACUUUUGAAAUUUGCGAGUUGCUUUGCCCAGGGCAGCCCAAAACGACUUACAAUCGGACAGACAGGCAAAGCCAAACCAAAGCUAGAGAUAGGUUAUAAUGUGGCUCUUACCUGCCCUCCCACCCAACCUCCAGAGGUGCAAUGGGUCAAUGGGUCUGGCUGUUAACCAAAAGGUUGGUGGUUAGAGCUCACCCAGGGAUGGCUGUGGGCAGCAUUCCUGAAUAACAGGGUUGGACUAGAUGACCAUCAGGAUCCCUUACAUUACAAAACCAAUUCCAUGAUUCUCACAGCCCCCAUAUAUGCAGUGGGGUGGGAAAGUACUUACUGUUGUAAGGAAAGCAAUACCAUGAACAUGGUGUACUUCAAACACAGUUCAAAUCCUGGGUGAGCUCCCGUUGCUCUGCCCCAGCUUCUGCCAACCUAGCAUUUGAAAGCGCACCAGUGCAAGUAGAUAAAUAGGUACUGUGGCGGCAGGAAGGUAAACGGCAUUUCUAUGCACUCUGGCUUCCAUCACAGUGUCCCGUUGCGCCACAAGCGGUACAGUCCUGCUGGCCACAUGACCCAGAAAGCUGUAGACAAACUAGCUCCCUUGGCCUGAAGCGAGAUGAACGCUACACCCCAUAGUCACCUUUGACUGGACUUAACCGUCCAGGGGUCCUUUACCUAUUUUACCUUUACCUUGUACUUCAAACACUCACUGCAGUUAUGAAUGCAUGCUAAGUUGAACCAAUCUCUGCAGCUAGUGCUUUUGUCUUGCCAUGUUUCAUGUCUGCACCUAAGGUCUUGCCUGUGACCUCUUCUAACUCUGUUGCUUACAUUCUCUUCUCACAAAGAGUGUAGUGUGUGUUUGAUUACCCCUCAUAACCUACCUUGUUAGAGUACAUUGUUGUGAUGGUGUAUGGCAGGGGUGGCCAACUCCCAAGAGACUGUGAUCUACUCACAGAGUUAAAAACUGGGAGUGAUCUACCCCCUUUUGGGGGGUUCAGGUCAAAGCUGUUGAGUUUUUUUUUAAGGAAGGGAAGCCCUGUUUUGGGGGGUUUAGGUCAAACUUGUUGAGCUUCUUUUAGGAGGGAGGGAGGCCCAUUUUUGUUUAGGGCUUCAGGUCAUAGUUGUUCAGCUUUUUUUAGGGAGGAGGAAAAUUUGGGGUGAGCUUUUUUUAGGGGUGCCAGUGAUCUACCACAGACAUCCAGUGAUCUACUGGUAGAUCACAAUCUACCUGUUGGGCGUGCCUGGUGUAUGGGAAUCAGCAGCUCUACAUAGAGAUAAAAAAGAUGGCAGGUGUAUUGUAAGCAAGGGACAAUGAUAGGGUUAACAUCCUUGUGCCUCAAACUCACAUGCACUAAAAAAAAGUUGCUGGCUUGUUCUGCUGCAGUUUUAAAAAGAAGUGGGUUUUUUAAAUGUCAGAGUGAAUCCUGAUUCAUGGUACUGCAUGUUGCCAGGAGGCAGAAGACAAAUCUUGAUGUAAGUAGAUCAUGAUAAGGAACUGGUUUCUCUGUUCAGUUGUUCCAGCUUUUGUUAGUUAAACCUGAACCAAAAGCAUAUUGUAGAAAUCUAAAACUAGAGUUAUGCCCAACAUAGCCACUUCCUGUGCUCUCAGCUAUACUAGAAAUAUGAGCAGUGUCUUCUCCUUGGGGACAAUAAUAUUCUUGCACUCACCCCAUGUGCAUUCACUGUGAAUUUCACAGUUUGUUUUGAUCUUGCAAUGGUCCCUGUCAGUUGUGUGGAUUGUCCAUUGCCAGCAUGGGCUGAACCAUCUUGCAGAUCCUUGAAGCAGUUCCACUGGCUCUGAAAUCUGAGCUGGCUGGAUUAUGUUACGCAGUGGGGGAGGUAGGAGUUGUUGAGUAAAAUAAACAUCCAUUCUACCUAACUUUAUAACCCUCCUAUGAGUAAACAGAACACUGAUCUUCCAGGAAAUUGCACAAGAUAAUGGCCUAAUACACAGUGUAUCCCUGCUGUGCUGCUUCACACUGCAGGUGGGACUCAGCUGUCUGAAUGCUCCAUUAGAAAAACACCUGCAAAUGGAAAACCAGGGGGAGACUAAGCUUGAUACCUUCUCCAUGGAAUCUAGCUUUAUAGGUGGAUAACUUGUGUGUGUGUUGGGAGGUGUAUCCAAUUGAGUGAGCUCCUACCUGCAGGCUGAAGUAGUACUGCUUAGACCAGACUUCCUCAACCUCGGCCCUCCAGAUGUUUUGAGACUACAGUUCCCAUCAUCCCUGAACACUGGUCCUGCUAGUUAGGGAUCAUGGGAGUUGUAGGCCAAAAACAUCUGGAGGGCCGAGGUUGAGGAAGCCUGGCUUAGACACAUAGGUUGCCCAUGUUAAACAAAGCUAGACCAAUAUUGUGCUGGAAUUACUGAGGCCUAUUUAGAUAGGGUUCUGAACUGUAUAUUGUUGAUAUUUUAAGGAUUAUACCAAUUUACAUGGAAGGUCAGCGGUUCGAAUCUCUGCUACAGGGUGAGCUCCCGUUGCUCGGUCCCAGCUCCUGCCCACCUAGCAGUUCAAAAGCACAUCAAAGUGCAAGUAGAUAAAAUAGGUACCGCUCCGGUGGAAAGGUAAAUGGCUUUUCCAUGUGCUGCUCUGGUUCGCUAGAUGCGGCUUAGUCAUGCUGGCCACAUGGCCUGGAAGCUGUCUGUGGACAAACGGCGGCUCCCUUGGCCUCUGGAGCGAGAGAGCGCCGCAACCCCAGAGUCGUACGUGACUGGACCUAUUUAAAUCAAUGGAACUUGCUUCUGAAUUGUCAUGUAUAGGAUUGUACUGUAUGUUUCCCAACCCGUUUACAUUUAAAAUUCACAAAAGGUACAAUGUAUUAGGGAUACUUAGAGGUGUUCAUGGCAGUCUCUUCUGGAAGCUGAUUACAUUAUCCAGAUUCUAGGCCAGGCAUCCCCAAACUGCGGCCCUCUAGAUGUUUUGGCCUACAACUCCCAUGAUCCCUAGCUAACAGGACCAGUGGUCGGGGAAGAUGGGAAUUGUAGUCCAAAACAUCUGGAGGGCUGAAGUUUGGGGGUGCCUGGUGUAAAGAAACCAUAUAUCAUAAAAUAAAAUAAAAAUCUUCCAGCAGCACCUUAGAGACCAACUAGGUUUGUCAUUGGUAUGAGCUUCCGUGUGCAUGCACGAAAGAUGCUGCUGGAAGGAUUUUUUAAAUUUUGUUUCGACUACGUCAGACCAACACAGCUACCUACCUGUAACAUAUAUCAUAAAGACACCACAGUCUCCACUAUCCCUCAUUCCCAAAGGAAACAUGAAUCCUAGGUAAGUGCCUGGAACCCCUGGAAUCUCUUUUGUUCAGAGAGAGGGGGUGGAAGGAGAUGUAAAUGGAUGCAGGGGUUGACUUAGGGAAAUAUACCAGUCCAUAGAAGCAGCUCUCCAUUGAUUUUACUCUCUAUAUUCAGUGCAAGCCUAUGCAGAUUUAAUUGGAAGUAAGUCCCCUUGUGUUUGGUGAGACUUACUCUCUAGUAAGUGUGUUUAGGAUUGCAGCCAAACCUAGCUUUUCUUAGCUACAGAAUAUGUAGUGGUAUGUAGCAUUCUGUGAAAACCAGUGAUCUGUCUGUGUCAUGUUCACUAUCACAGAGAGCCAGCAUGGGUUUCUUAAGUCAGCCAUGCCAGAAUAACCUUACCUCUUUUUUUGAUAAGAGUUACUAGUCUUGUAGGCUAAGGAAGUGCUGUAGACAUUGUAUAAAAGCUUCGACAAAGGCUCCCCAAUAUCUUUGUUGGCAAGCUGGUAAAAUAUGGCUAGAUGAUGGUACCAUUAGGUGGAUUUGUAGCUGAUUGAUAGACCAUAUCCAAAUAGUGCAUUUCAGUAGCUCCACAUCAACCUAGAAAUAAGUGACAAGUGGGGGGUUCUGUAGGAUGCUGUCCAGGGCCUAGUGUUGGGUAAAGGUAAAGGAACCCCUGACCAUUAGGUCCAGUUGCGGACGAAUCUGGGGUUGCAGCGCUCAUCUUGCUUUACUGGCUGAGGGAGCUGGUGUACAGCUUCCGGGUCAUAUGGCCAGCAUGACUAAGCCGAUUCUGGUGAACCAGAGCAGCACACGGAAACUCUGUUUACCUUCCCACUGGAGGGGUACCUAUUUAUCUACUUGCACUUUGUGCUUUUGAAUUGCUAGGUUGGCAGGAGCAGGGACCGAGCAACGGGAGCUCAGCCCAUCAAAGGGAUUUGAACCACCAACCCAAUCUUCUGAUUGGCAAGCCCUAGGCACCACCCGCACCCCAGUGUUGGUCAACAUCUUUAUGUUACUUGGAUGAAGUAGUAGAAUGUAUGCUCUUAAAGUAUUCAGGGCAGCUAACAAAUUGUGAACCACCCUGAGAACUGCAGAACACAAAUUCAAUCAACAAACAAACAAACAAACAAACUUAGAAUACAGAAAUAGGAUCCAAGAUUAUUUCUCCAUGAUGGAGAACUGGGACAAAAGUAGCAAAAUGAGUUUCAACAGAGAUAAAUAUAAACUUCUGCAUUUAGGUAGGGAAAGCCAGAUGCACAAGAUGUGAGAAAGAACUGGGUGUUUUAGUAAAGCUCAGGCGUUAGGAUAGGUGCAUUGAAACAUUUUCACACCAAUCCAGAUAAGUAGAUCCGCAGACUUCUGCAUACAUACCACUUGUUGGAUCAGGAAUUUUGGUCACAAAUCUGGUCCAGAUGUUGAUGUUGUUCAUUUGCACGGUAUUACUUCAUGUGGAUGCAUAUCUCCCUCCUGGUACAACUAGUAACAUGAAAGUACUUGCAACCGGAACUAAAUCACGGUGUUUGUAUUCUAAAUUAUUAAUAUCCUUUUUUUAAAUCCUGAUUUUCAAAGACUUUCAGAGUGGUUAAAAAGAUAAAAGCUUGAAUAGCAUAAUUCAUUAUUUAAAAGAACAAACAGGAGUAUCAACAAAACCAAACCCCAGAAUACAGAUAAAAUAUAAAUGAAACAAAUAAAAUUCGAGCAUAAAAACUAAUCUGAAAGUUUCUGUUAAAUAACUUGGGCAAAUUAAAAGGUUGCCCAAUAAACAUUGACCCAAGGGAAUCCUUCCUGGGUAGAACCUUUAAUAAAUGGGACACCACAUCAGCAGUUGGGUAGUCUUUACUGUGUAGGAAAGCAUUCAGAGAGAUGAAAAUGAAGAGGAUGACCCAAAAGCUGUGUGCAAGAAACUGGAGUUUGAGGAGGGGUACAUUUCUUGCCAUAUUCGUUUGUAACCAAUAUUAGGAGAAUUGAAGCCAGUUCAUGGCCCCUGAUCUCCAUUGACUUAAAGCUGCUUCUGCCUUUUACCUGCAUUGUAUGAUGCACUGAUAUAUGUCUCAGAAAAGUUUGAGAGUGCACCUGAAGUCUGUUUGAGAUCUAAUAGUAUCUUCUUGAUGGAGCUAAGUGCAAGUUAAAAUGUGAAUGUUUGUUCUAUUAGCUCAUCUUAGUCAUAUGUUAACCCAGAAAAAGUGCUAUCUGUCUCCUUUUAUAUCGAGUCAUGAAUUAUUCAGUCUGUUCUGUUGGUUCAUGUAAGAAUGUUGAAUCUAUUAGCAGAGCUUCUAACAGUCAGGAUGAACCCCAGUGUUUUGCACAAACUCUUCUUUUUUCAUUAUUGCUCCUGCCUUGAUACUCUUGAUGGCCCUCAAGGUCUCUACAUUCUUUCUCCUUGUCUGCUAUCACCCUACUACAUCCUGCAAAAGAUGAAUUGAAGAAGAAUACAAAAUAGAUAAUAGAUAAAUUAAAACAUGCAAUUUUCUUGCACAAUUUUCUCAUAGUUUGGCAAUGACUUUGAUUCACCUUGCUUGCUCUUCAAAUUGUUUUAUGUUAACAGUUAAAACAAGUACGUAAUGUUAUUCUCAUAAGACUGGCUCCUGCCUGAUACUUGACAUGGGCUUCCUGUAAUUCUCUAACUCCUGAUGACUCAUCCAAAAGCAUGUGCAGCUCAUCUGAGUUCAUUUGAAACUGCAAGUCAGCAGCUGCCCCACUGAACUUCCCAACUGCUUUAUAAACUUCAAGUUAUUGAAAAGGAAAUAGCUUCUAUUAUAUGUGCACUACUUUUUCACUGAGCUUUUCCAUCCACCAGAUCCUCAAGCAGAUUUUUGGAUUCAAGUGAGUGGGAGAGAUUAUUUUUGUAAACCGCUUUGAGAUGCUAUAGAGGGAAGUGAACUUAAACAGUUUUUUGAGAUUAACUAUUCUCAGAUUUAUUUUAUCUUCUAUGAAAAUUUCAUAACACUGGAAACUAGCUUGAAACAAAAAGAAAAUAUUACAACUACUUCCAGAAAGAAUUUUCUACCGGUGGCAUUUCCACAGCAUAGGUUCAGUUUUGAAGAAACUAUUGCACACUGGAAACUGUCUUAAGAUAAGAUGUGAAGGAAUCAGACUGUUUCUUCUCUGGUUACAAGCUCUCCAGACGAAUUGUGCAGAAGAGCAACUGUUAACCUUUGCUUGCCUCGUUCCUGGUUUUCCUGCAGUGAUGUCUUCACGAGGUCCAUGUACACUCGAUACCCUCAUUAGCCCUCCUCCCAGUCACACUGAUGAAAAGAUUUAUGCUGAAGAAAUAACUCCACUUUUACCACAUGUUUCUGGAGAAAAAACUGCCGAGGACCCAACAUGCUAUUUCCUUCAGCUACUGUUAAAAUAUAUGGUAAUCCAGGCUGCAAGCUUGGAAUGGAAGAAUAAAGAGAACUGUGAUACUGGAUUUAAGUUUCUCUUUGCAUUGUUCAGAAAGUAUUACCUUCCUCAUUUAUUUCCCUCUUUUACAAAACUAACCAAUGUAUACAAACCUGUGCUUGACAUUCCUGGCCUGCGACCCAAACCAGCGUAUGUUAGUGUAGCUUGUAAUAAUGAAAACAUUUAUAGCACAAAAAUACCAUACAUGACUGCUCGUGUAGCCUUUAUUAAAUGGCUUGUAAACUUUUUUCUGGAAAAGAAAUACUUCACACCAACACAGAAUUCUAAAAAUGGAGGGGACGUUUUGCCCAGAAUCAUUCAAAGUGUGGGUGGUGCCAUUCAAGAUAAGAAUUCUGAAGUGGAGAACAGUGUUGUAUUGGAUCAGGAGAAAAGUCAUUCAACUAAUGGCACGUUGACUGAGAGGAGGCUCAGUGAUUCCAGCUUUUGCAGUAUUGAAGAACAACACCGGGUCGUCUAUGAGAUGGUGCAACAGAUCCUUUUGUCUACACGAGGUUAUGUCAAUUUUGUCAAUGAAGUAUUUCGUCAGGCUUUUUUAUUGCCUUCAUCGGAGAUAUCGUCAACAGAAAAAGUAGUGAAGGUAUAUAGGAAGUGGAUACUCCAAGAGAAGCCUGUGUUCAUGGAAGAACCUGAUAUGAAGGAAAUAGUUCAUGAUGAUGACGUCUUAGACCAUCCAACAGCAGAAACAGAUGACAAACAUCUUGCAACUGGCCAUUCUGGACAUAAAAGGUCAUCUAGUUGGGGAAGAUCACAUUCCUUCUCUAAUGCGGUUAAUAGAGGGUGUAUAUUAGAAGAUGAAAACAAGAAUGUCAAAGCAGGGCUUCAAGCUACACUACAGGUAUUCUUGACAAACUCUGCAAAUGUAUUUUUAUUGGAACCAUGUACUGAAAUACCUGCACUCCUGAAGGAGCAAGUGGAUGCAUGCAGAGCAGUUUUGAGUAUAUUUAGGCGCAUGAUUAUGGACCUUCCAAUGAAUAAAAAGACAUGGGAGCAAAUGCUACAGAUACUACUUAAGAUAACAGAAGUUGUCAUGAAUAGAUCAAAAGAGAACCAAAUAAAGGAUACAUUUGCUCAAAGUUUAGCAGGCUUAUUGUUUCGGACACUCAUUGUGGCUUGGGUUCGUGCUAAUCUGAGCGUUUAUAUAUCUCGAGAGCUCUGGGAUGAGUUACUGCGUGUGCUGUCAUCCCUUACAGAUUGGGAAGAACUAAUAACUGAGUGGACUAACAUAAUGGAUUCUCUUACAUCUGUUUUGGCAAGGACAGUGUAUGGCGUUGAAAUGACCAAUCUGCCACUGGAUAAGCUAAGUGAGCAAAAAGAGAAAAUACAACGCGGAAAAGGUGGCAAUUUGGAACCUCAGAAGGGAACUACAGUUGGAAGAUCAUUUUCUUUAAGCUGGAGAAAUCACCCUGAAGUUGUGGAACCAAUGAGGUUUAGGAGUGCUACCACCUCAGGAGUACCAGGAGUUGAGAAAGCAAGGAAUACAGUGCGUCAGAGAGCAACAGCUAAGCGAAGUCAGUCUAUCAGCAACUGCGCUCAUCUCUGUGAGGCUUUGCCAGUCACUAAAAGUGUACCUCUACUCCUUCAUACUGUGAGCUCUUUCUUACCUGGUAUCUCUUACACUCCUUACUCUCUCACACUUUCAGAAGCUGAAGAAUAUCAACAGUCAGAAAAUGGAACAGGACUUGAAUAUCGCCAGCCAGAAAAUAUAACAGGAACAGAAUGUAAUGGCAGAUUUUCAGACCAAGAACAAUUAACUCGAAGUAGUAGCACCUCGGAUAUUAGAGACCAAAGUAAUUCUGAUGUUUUCCAAGUUAGAAAAACAGAAAGCUCACAGAACUUAACUUUGGAUACUGAAUGUGUUCAAGGAAUUGAGAGGUCCAUGAACAAAGAAAGUACAGCCCAAGAAGCAAGCAACCCUCCAUCUCAAUUAGAUCUCAAAGCAGACAUGCAACAAUCUCAUGGAAGUCCCAGAGAAGGAGAACAGAGUGAAAGUGUUGGCAGUGAUACCUCCAUUGGAAACAAUAAUGAAGUAGAUAUCACAUUAGCUCCCUGGCAAGCAUGUGACAAAAACCCUGAUGUCAAUAUUCCAGCUGAUAUUUGUGUUGAUCCUGAUGCAUGCCAGUGGUUGCAUCUGAGUCCUUCAGGUGUCACAAAUUUAACAGACAGCAGUGAGUUUCUUGCUGAUGAUUGCAGUAUAAUUGCUGGUGGGAAUCUUAUAGGCUGGCAUCCUGAUUCUGCUGCUGUGUUAUGGCGAAGAAUAUUGGGAAUUCUUGGAGAUGUGAACAGUAUCCAGUGUCCUAAAAUACAUGCAAGAAUUUUUGAGUAUCUCUUUGCACUAUGGUACAAAUUAGCAAAGAUAAGGGACAAUCUUGCUAUCAGUCUGGAUAACCAAUCCACUCCCUCUCCUCCUACUUUAAUUCCUCCACUCAGAAUAUUUGCAUCGUGGUUGUUCAAGGCUACCACCUUAUCAGAUGAAUAUAAGGAAGGGAAGCUUCAAGCCUACAAACUGAUAUGUGCUAUGAUGGCUAGACGCCAAGAUUUUGUGCCAAAUCCUGACUACCUGGUGCACUUUUAUCUUGUCAUGCAUAUUGGAUUAACUAGUAAAGAUCAGGAUGUUUUAAAUACUGUGAUCAGACACUGCCCCCCCUGCUUUUUCUUCUUGGGUUUACCUGGCUUCACUUUGCUAAUAGGAGACUUCAUAACAGCUGCAUCCAGAGUCCUGAGUACAAACAUGUUAGAGACCCCACGCUUAGAAGCACAUACCAUUCUUGGUUCUCUGGUUUGCUUUCCUAACCUCUAUCAAGAAAUUCCAUUAUUGCAACCCAUUGCUGAAGAAGAAGUCAUCACUGGAACCACAGGUGUCAAAUGCUACCUCAUAAAUAUUCUUUUGAAGAAUGCUGCAAAUGAGCCAAGUGAAGCUUCAAGGUGUUUAGCUCUUUGCUGCCUUGGGCUUUGGAUAUGUGAAGAACUAGUGCAAUGUACAAACCAUGCCCAAGUAAAGGAUGCAAUAAAUGUUUUAGGUGUGACACUAAAGUUUUGCAACAAACAGGUAGCACAGGAAGCCUGUGAUGUCUUUCAAUUACUGACCUCCUAUUGGGAAGAACUUGAGGAAUACAAAUCUUCUCUACCCAGAAAAAUUAUUGAAAUCCUUGUGGCCACAAUUGCAUUUCUGUUGCCUAGUGCAGAAUACUCCUCCGUGGAAGGUGAUAAAAAGUUUAUAGUUUCGUUAUUACUUUGUUUGUUGGACUGGUGCAUGACAUUACCAGUGAAAAUGCUGCUGGAGCCUGUGUUUACUUCAAGUCUUGAAGAUCAACAUUCUUCUAAAGCUCCAUUGCUUGAUUACAUAUAUAGGGUCCUGCAUAGUUGUGUUCAUGGCUCAAACACAUACACACAGCAAAGUCAAUACCUUUUAAGCCUUGCAGACCUCUCUAGUGAUAUCUAUGAUCCAUUUUUGCCACUUGGAAAUGUUAGGAAUUCCGAACCCAUGCAGUUUCAGUCUUCAGCGGAUCUGAGCAACUUACUCACUGUUGCUGAAGAAAGGAGGAGAAGGAGUUUGGAAUUAAUACCUUUGACUGCACGAAUGAUAAUGGCACAUCUAGUAAACAAUUUGGGCCAUUAUCCCCUGAAUGGAGGACCUGCUGUUCUUCACAGCCUUAUUAGUGAGAAUCACAACAACUUAUAUGUGGACUCUUCAGAACUGUCUUCUGAAGUUUUCAGAAGCCCAAAUUUACAACUAUUUGUAUUUAAUGACAGUACUCUUAUAUCUUAUCUUCAAAUUCCUUCUGGAAAGGAGAUAGACAAUGAACCAGCUGCAGCAUUCUCAGAAGUAAGAGUAAUUGUUAGAGAUAUCUCAGGGAAGUAUUCAUGGGAUGGAAGGCUGAUGCAUGGACCAUUAGCUGGUAGUCUACCAAAUGAAAAUAAAAGAAUAUCCACUGCAGUUUUGGACAAUCAUAAGCAGAACUUUGAGCCUCCAAUGGACUUCUUUCAAAUAUAUGAAGGAGAAGAUGCUCUUGAUAAAUUGCUAGAGAGGAUUGGCAAUAGUAGUCCUGAGUGCCUUUUACAUCCACAACUAAAAUUGAAUGAGCCAUCGCCAUCGCCAUAUGUCAUGAACCAUGACCAAGAGAAAAAUAUACUAGAAGCAAUAAUGCAGCAGAGUUGCAUAGAAGAUGAGUAUGCACAUGGAUGCAGUUUCAAUCUCAGUAUGAAAGUUGAAAGUCAAGAGGCACCAAGACCUGCACAGCUCCAAGCACCAUUUCAUUUAUGUAGGCUCUUGCUAAAUGACUUGGGAAUGAAUUCUUGGGAUAAAAGAAAAAGCUUUCAUCUACUGAAGAAGAAUUCUAAAUUGUUGAGAGAGCUGAAAAACUUGGACUCGAGGCAAUGCCGUGAAACUCACAAGAUUGCAGUAUUUUACAUUGCUGAAGGACAGGAAGAUAAAUGUUCAAUAUUGUCCAAUUCAAAAGGAAGCCAAGCAUAUGAAGAGUUUGUUGCUGGUCUUGGCUGGGAGGUUGAUCUUUCAACUCACUGUGGCUUUAUGGGGGGCCUUCAGCGUAACGGCAGCACAGGCCAAACUGCACCAUAUUAUGCUACAUCUACCGCAGAAGUUAUUUUCCAUGUGUCUACACGAAUGCCCUCUGAUUCAGAUGACUCGCUGACCAAAAAGCUUCGUCACUUGGGAAAUGAUGAGGUUCAUAUUGUGUGGUCUGAGCACACCAGAAAUUAUCGCAGGGGUAUUAUACCAACAGAUUUUGGAGAUGUUUUAAUUAUUAUUUAUCCAAUGAAGAAUCACAUGUUUUUCAUAGAGAUCACAAAGAAACCAGAGGUACCAUUUUUUGGUCCUUUGUUUGAUGGGGCAAUUGUGACUGCAAAACUGCUGCCAAAUCUUAUCCGGGCCUCGUGCAUCAAUGCCAGCAGAGCUGUGAAGUCCCUUAAAACUCUGUAUCAGAGCUUUUAUGAGGAAAGAGCUCUGUAUCUUGAAGCAAUAAUCCACAACCACAAAGAAGCAAUGACAUUUGAGGAUUUUGCUGCUCAGGUCUUCUCACCCUCUCCCAGUUACUCCCUUAGUGGAUGUGACUGUCUCACUACAAGUCUGAGUGCUGAUCUUGCUGCAUCUGUAGAGGCAGAGCCAGCAGAGCAGAUGCCACCAACACUGUCAAGUGCCACAAAAAACAAGCUCUCUGGGAAGCUGCGCCGGUCUGCGAGCACUCUCAGCAAAUCUUCAAGUUAAAUCACUUUCAAAGCGGAAAACAAUGUAAGGAGACAUAUACUUUAAGUCUCCUUUCAUUAACUAUAUUCCUAGAACUGGUAAUAUUUGGAUACCACCUAAUGAACUACAUUUUGAUAUAAAAUUAUGAUUCCUGAAGUUUCAAACUUAACAUUUUCAUGUGGAUCUUCUGAAUUAUGCAACAUGCCUUUCACUUGAUAAUUUCUGCCACUGGAAGCAAUGAAGUCAAGAGCUUUUUUGGCAAGUUUACCAUUUAACUGUAACCCUAUUUUCUUGUUUUACCUGUAGAGAUUGCAGAACUGAAAACCAAUUAAUUUCUUGGUUGUGACAUUUAAAUUGCAUUAUAAUUUGAAAUUUAGUAGGUGGAAUUUUAUUUUUAGUUUGCUGAUGAAAUGCCAAUUUAGCCAAGUGAUGCACUUUUUAAGUCCCACUGAUGCCAAUGGGGAGAUGGGAGCAUGGUUUACUAAUUUUCUUCUUUUGAAAUCAAUGGAACUUUGCAAAGAGCGUCACUUUGGUUGGAUUGUGCCCAAAAUAUGGAUGGAUGAUUCUGUUUUUCAAUAUAUCUUCAGACACACUAUUUCUUUCCCACUAAUUAUUUCCAGAGAUCAUUCUUCUGUGCAUAACUAAUUACACUUCAACAAUAACUGUUCUGAGUCACUGUUAUAAGAUAAACACUGGUAGUAGAAAUAAAAAACCGAAAAAAUGUUGUUUUAUACACAAGACAUACAUUACUAGGUCAUUGAAAUCUCACUUUGGAUAAGUUAAAGAUGGCACAUGCCAAUUCAGUUUCUGUUUCUUAAUAACAUUCAUGAUAAAAUUGGACCAAAGUUAAAUACUUUCUUAUUCUACAUGAUUAAAGUGGUGUGGUUUAAUCAUGUCUAGAAGCACUUGCUACUUGAUCAGUAUAGAAAGACUGCUUGGUUGACCUUCUGGGAAAAUGUGGAUCAAUAUAACAUUUAUUGUGAAAUCAGUCCAGAACAUCUGCAUACAUUAUGAAGAUAAAGCUGGUUCAUGCAGUCUUGAAAUGUGCAGCAGUUCAGGCUCAUGUACCCUCUCACCUUUUUGCUUAGGACUUCCAGUAUGAUCUAAGGAAAUGCUAGUGCAACUAAGCAAUCAGACCUAGCUGUAUCUAUGAGCUGUGCUAGUGCAAACCAUCAUUAUGUUCAUGUUAUGCAUGUAGCAAAUCACACUGGUCUUUCCUAUCCAAUUCUUGCCCAGACACUUUGUUUAGAAAAUACUCAUGUGACCGUCUCAUCCCCCCCCCCCAAUGUUAAUUGCUGUGAAUUUGGAGGCUCCUCACUCACUGCAGUACCAAAUUAUGGUGCCCUCUGUGAUUAGGCAUUUUUACCAAGUUCUCACUUUGCUACAGAUUAGAUGUGGAUAGCUUGAUUUUUCUUCUUUGUUAUUUUGUCAUGAAUUUUGUUUUGUUGCACAUAUUUUCAUGUUGGGAAAACUGUUCACUAGACAGUUCUUCUAGUUAUUAUAGCUAAUAGCUAACCUCUUUUUCUAUUGGCGUGGAAGAAGAGAAACAAUGUCUUAUAUAACAUAUUUCCAAAUACUACUGCUUAUAGCUAUGCUUUCAGAUUGAAAGUAUUCUUAAUUUCAUAUGUGACCUGGAGACUUUGAGAGCUACAUAUCUUUUAGUGACAAACUGAAAAGUUUUGCACAACCCAAACUACUCAGUGAUAAAGGUUUAAGGAUGAAAAAUACAUUUAAAAAUUGCCCCCAAGAAUUAAUUGGAUUGAAAUAGCUUGAAGCCAUUUUCUCCCACGCCUGCAAUAUACAUUAAACUUUGCAGUAAAAGCAACACCUUUCAGGAACAACAUUGUUAAGAACUGAUGGUGUGGGGAAUUCUUACUCUUUUGAAGUCAGCAAUCUCAAUCCAGCGUGACAUCAGUACUACCGGCAGCAAAUGCAAAGCAUUUCUUGACACUGAAAUGAAUACAGCAGCCCUAUUUCUGACUACUAAGGUGCAUGUAUCUGGAAACUUUCAUAGGUUUACUUUAAGCCCACUGCCAUAGUUAUUUAACUGACUUCAGUCAACUACUGAGAUGAAAAUUACGGUAUGUCCUCUGGUGGUUCUAAGUAUUUGUUAAGAGUUUUGAGAUACAUUAGUAGACUGUGAGAUUGAUUUCCUUGGCCAGUAAAAAAGGGGGGGGUACAUCCAAUCCCUGUGACUUCUUUGAUUUGUUAGGUCUGCGUUAAACAAUCUGUAUGUCUGAUGUAGAAUUUGUUGAUUUUUCUCUGUUUAACACUGAAAUGCAAUCUCAAAAUGUGAUGUCCCUAUGUGUAUUUUAAUCGGAAGGGGCACCCCGCCAGCUACAACUCAAACUGUAUGCCCCAGUCGCAACAGUUUGGUGGUGGUGUUAUUUUACUUAAACCUUGUGAAUAUAUUAAUUUACAGUCUAUGUAUUUUCAUGUCUGCAAUUAUUUAUUUAUUCUUAGUAAAAAUUGUUUGAAAGCUACUGAUGGCAAUAUUUUAUAGUAGUUAAAACAUAAAACUAAUACUGUAAUAAAAUCAAGAAAAUAAUAAACUAGAAUCAAGUUACUGUUUGAUUACCAAGGAAUUUACUGUUUGAGGUAAACACUGAACUUUGUUCUGUUAGCAUGAAAUUCACACGCUUCUGGGAAAUGUAGGCAAGCAGCAUGAUGAUAAUAUGUCCAAUUGCCAUUAACUUCAUUUUUCCAUGUAUAAGACCAUGUUUUUUGCUUUUAAAAAAGUCAAAAAUUGGAUGUCUUAUACAUGGAUGGUGAAUGCACAAGGGUUUAAAGUAGUUGGGGUUUUUUAUGCACAUAAAGUAAGACUUAGCUGGGUAGGAACUCCUGACUGAUAGGUUUUCAACACCCUGACCAUAGGCUCAGAUAACAUAUGCAUGUAAUCUUUCAUUUCCUCUAUUUCCAGUGUUCAGGCUGUGGGUGCCGCUGUUUAUGUAACAAAAAAAAAGCCACACACUCACAGGAGAUAAGUUUUAGCAGUUUUGGAAAUAACCUGAGGCUUACAGAUGAACAAGAUAUUGUUGAGGGAACCCCAAAAACAGCCCAGUGAGGACUAAGUUUGAUCAGGGGCCAAAGAAUGCUGAUUGGUCAGCUUCCACCUUGGACACACAAAAAAGCAAAGGUAUUUUUUACCUGUUUUGACUUUCAUUUCCCCAUCUUGUAGUAGCAGUUAUUAUGAUGGUGGUGGCUGGGACCUUGAUAAUUGCAGCCCAGAUUCUGUUUCUUAGCUUUACCUGCAGAUUACUUUAGGAUCUGGUUAGCCCAAGUCCCAACAUUCUACCUGAGUUAGGCUGAAAUGUUUUUGGAAGCCAAAAGGUUGGUUCAGAUGGAAAAUAGAGACCCCAAUUAUGUCUCUGUUUUCCAUCCGAACCAGCUUUUUGGCUUCCAGCUCACAUAACACAACAGGAUCUGAUUAGCUGCUAUUAUCCACCAUCAAGCCUCACUUUCUACUCCCACCUCACAUAAUCUAGCACAGGGAUGGGGAGUGGUCCUCUAGAGGUUGUCAGGCAUUUCUUGCCAGCCCCACUGUGAAUAGUCGUCAGUCCAGCAACAUUCAGACUGCCUAAAGUUCCUCAUCCCUAAUCCACCUGUUUUUUACCUUACAACCUUUAAACUAUGUGUAUCAAAUGCAACAGAAAUUGUGGAAGUAAAAUGGAGUUCCUGAAUUAUUUUAUGAAACCUUUAAUCACUAGAAUGGUUGUUCCUUUUUUCUAUAGCUAUUAACUAUUGACAUCACAAUAGUGAGGGGGUAAAUCCUCACUUGCAAGGAGUCUGAAGCAAGAUUUCCUGUGCAAGUACAGAGGGUACAGCUUCCUAUCUCUUUCUCCCCCACAAUUACUGUCCCUGUGCAUGAGCCUCCAUAUUCAGGCCUUGGGAUAUGCCAAAGCAAAAUUUCUGAUCUUAGAAGUUUGGUAUAGUUAAUGCAGCUUGAUCAGCCCUUUUACUUCAUUCUGUUGAACAGUACUCUAAAAUGGCUGAAAGCAUUAGACAAAGGAUCCUGUUAGCAAAGCUGCCCCAUUUUAAUGUGAAGUGGGUGCUCUGUUUAUUCAAGAUUAGCUGGUCACCUGGCACUCUGUUCGUUUAAUUUAUCUUGUUCCCACAGCUGUUCUGAUCAUUACUGCUUUAAUAAUCACAACAGCUAGUGAAGAGGAUCAGAACUUAAAUUACUUUGUUUGUGCCCAAUUCUUGCUAUGCUUGUAAAAAUAUUACUUCAUCACAGGCAUGCCAACUGCUCCUUGGGGGGACAUAUUUAUUUAUGGGGGGCUAGGCCCCCUCAAUGUUUGCCAGACACCAUGCAUGAUGUCAUGAAAUCUUGUGUGACACCCAGACAUUGGAUGCAAUGCCCAGACACAAUGCCUUCACACACAACAUCCAGGCAUUGCGCAGUGGCAGCUCAGCUCCUCCUCCUGCCGCACAGGAGAAGCAGCCCCCAGCCCAUGGCAGGGGCAGGACGAGGAAGAGGAGGAGCUGCUGACAAUAGAAGCUGAGCUGUAACACACAACAGCAUCAUAGCUGACGUCCAGGCAUUGCAUGGUCACACUAGGUUGGAGGAGCCAGGAACAUGGGGCAGCUCAGCUCCUCCUCCUGCCACGGAAGGGAAGCAGCCCCCAACCCAAGGUGGUGGCAGGAGGAAGAGGAGAGGGAGGAGCCACAUGCCAUGGAAGCCAAGCUGUUGUGCAACGGCUGGGCAUCGCAUGUGACAGCAUCGCGUCUGACGUCCGGUGCUGUGCACAUCACAGCGUCACACGUGAUGCCCAGGUGUUAUGUUGUGCAUGUGCAACCAGGCCCCCAUCUCAUUCCUGAGUCAGCACCUCUGCUUCAUCAUCAGUUUAUUAUUUUUAACAGAUCAGCAAUAAGACCAAAAAUAAAAGCGUACAGUACACCAUAGCCUUAAGGGCGGAGCAAAAUGCAAUGCAAAACAUAAUUUAAAUGGU
Molecule: messenger RNA, 16928 nt
Organism: Zootoca vivipara (common lizard)
Lineage: Eukaryota; Metazoa; Chordata; Lepidosauria; Squamata; Lacertidae
Source: RefSeq, a predicted model, not a curated record